AUGGACGCAAUCAAGCAGAGAAUGAACGCUCUACGCGUGGAGGCCGACGAGUCCGCGGGCAAAGUAGAAGACUUGAAGUCCAAGGUCAAGACCCUCGAACAGGAGACUAUGCAAAACGAACAGGAGAUCACUUCCUUACGACACAAGGUGCAAUUACUGGAGACGGAGAACGAGAAGCUCGAGGGUAUGCACAAGGAUGCCAAGGCGGCGGUGGACGAGAGCGCACAGCACGGUACUCAGAAUGAGAGCUUGACAAGGAAGAUUCAAAUACUUGAGGAGGAGGCCGAGGAGGCGGACAAGAAUCUGAGGGAGACUACCGAGAAGCUCCGUCAAACCGAUGUCAAGGCCGGUCACUACGAGCGUAAGGUCGCGGCACUCGAGCAGACGAGCGAGCAGUGGGAGAAGAAGUACGAGGAGAUGGCGGCCAAGUACUCUCUGACCAAGAAGGAGCUCGACGACUUUGUCGCCGAGAUUGGCAACAUCUAG
Recurvomyces mirabilis is the source of this 486-nucleotide messenger RNA. It is a transcript of the gene TPM2, whose product is annotated as tropomyosin-2. Gene Ontology annotation, biological process: mitotic cytokinesis; actin filament organization. Lineage: Eukaryota; Fungi; Ascomycota; Dothideomycetes; Mycosphaerellales; Teratosphaeriaceae. The record is from RefSeq and is a predicted model, not a curated record. The transcript is spliced from 3 exons. Bases 1 to 486 code for a protein of 161 amino acids. Gene Ontology annotation, molecular function: actin filament binding. Gene Ontology annotation, cellular component: actin filament; actomyosin contractile ring.